Messenger RNA from Lithohypha guttulata, 930 nucleotides. RefSeq lists its product as uncharacterized. The coding region runs from base 1 to 930 and encodes 309 amino acids. The transcript has a single exon. The record is from RefSeq and is a predicted model, not a curated record. Lineage: Eukaryota; Fungi; Ascomycota; Eurotiomycetes; Chaetothyriales; Trichomeriaceae.
AUGCCUAUUGUCGUCUCGAACGAAGGAUGGGUCAAACUUCCACCAAAGCCACGAAAAGCAUCACCAAGAAAGCCUGCAGACCCUGUCGGCAUUCUUCGAGGACCAUUGGCCUAUAUUACUGGCAGACCAGAUUUCAAAGAGCCUGUUAAGAAGCAACCUAUUGAUCAAUUAGUGCUCGCAUCCUCAUAUAUCUCUCCACCUCCACCUCCUGUCUUCGAAGAAAAGCCAAGACGGACCCGAAGUCGAGUCCCUUCAGCACCAGUCUCAAGCAAGAGCAAGCACAGAUCCCAGACAGAUACUUUCGAAGAGGCGGACGAGGAGAUACCACGUCCGGGACUCUUGCCGGAAGAUGUACAAUCACAGCGAAGUGCCUCCCCAGUAGGCUCAAGGCAUACAAGAGCAGCUCCUUCCGUGAGGUCAAGGCGGUACGAGACCUCAAGACCCGAUAAGCCGCAGUAUGAGGUCGAAGACGAACUAAAAACUCGUCGGUCGAGGCGUCCCCAAUCUGUAUAUGACGACGAGAUCAGCUAUUACAAGUCCAAUCGUAGCGAGCGCAGCCAUAGAGAGCGAGAACGCGAAAGAGACAGAGACAGGUAUCACUCCCGCGCCUACAGUGACCAUUAUGCAGCACCGCCAAUGCCGCACAUUCAGCCCAUUGUCAUCUACUCAACUCCACCACCAACAACAGGCUGCGGAGGACAUCAUUCAUGUCAAAAUCAUGGCACUGUGCAACAUCAACAUUCUAUGCCUUACUACAGGCCCAUGAUUGAAGCAAAUUCUGCAUUCGCACCUAGGCCGAUGCCGUUCGCUGAACCUGCAGGAUUGCCUGCACCAAAACCAGCACCAAGUGAGGUCGGUUCAACUACGAAAUCGAGCAGGAGCGAUAUGAGUUAUAAGUGGUAUACCGCUACUCAGCCUUUGAAGAUGUGA